CCCUCGCCGGAAUAUACAUCUCUCUCUUUCUCAUUCUCUCUCUCACUCUCUCCCUCCCUGUCUCUCUCCCCCCUCCCUCUCUCUCUCCCACAUUACAAACACACACUCAAACAACACAAUUACUGAAAGACACAGUAAUGGCAAGUUCUUUUGAAGAUAGAAUAGCAGAUAAAGAACUGAAGCAUAAGACCAAAACUAUCCAAUUCUUUGGGCACACCACUCCCAUCAUUCUUCAAAAUGACAAUGGCCCUUGCCCUCUUCUUGCCAUUUGCAAUGUUCUUUUGUUGAAGAACAUUUUGAAUUUGAGUCCAGAUGUUGCGGAAAUCUCUCAGAAGAGAUUGCUUUUGCUUGUUGCAGAGCGGUUGAUUGAUUCAAACAGUCAUGUUGAUAACAAGGAUGCAGGAUAUGUGGAGAAACAACAGCAGAACAUAGCUGGCGCAAUUGAUUUGCUCCCCCGCCUAACAACUGGGAUCGAUGUCAAUAUAAACUUUAAGGGAAUUACUGAAUUUGAAUUCACAAGGGAGUCUGCAAUAUUUGAUUUGUUGGACAUACCACUCUAUCAUGGUUGGAUAGUUGAUCCUCAGGAUAGGGACACUUACAAUGCAAUUGGCUCCAAGUCUUAUAAUGCUAUAAUGGGGGAUCUUGUUGCCCUUGAAACCGAAACUGUGGGAGAUGAAUAUAAAACAAAGCCUGAAGAAGAUUUUGUUGAUUUUGUUGCUGCGACGACUGCAACUUUAGGAAUGCCUUCUCCUAGUCUUUCAAGAGGUUUAUCUUUUAAUGAUUCUACACUUUCUGUUUCCAAGCAUAACAAAGCUAGAAAGGGAGAUCUUGAAGAAGAAGCCGAGCUACUGAGAGCCAUGAAAAUUUCGGAGGCUGAAGCAUUAGCUUCAACCAAAGCUGUAUCUCCAGACAGUAGUGAUGAGCAGAAUGUAUCCACCAAUUUAAAUGAGAGUACACAUAGUACAAGGUCUGAAUCUGUAGGUCCUGUAGAGACAACAGAAGGGGAUGUUGGUGUGGAAGUUCAGACAUCUUGUCAGCAGGAACCAUCUAUGUCUAGUUGUAGCAAGGACUUGGAGAACAUCAAUUAUGAUCAAAUGAUUCCAGAAAGACAUAACUGUUUAACCUCAGAAUAUCAGCAGGAGAUCCCUAAUAGUAAGUUAACCUGUGAAGAUACUGGAGAAUGCAGCGAAAAGAAAGAUGUAGUUGUAAAAACCAGCUCUGAUUUUCUGGAUUUGCAAGAAGCUGCAGUAUCCGAUUCUCGCAAACCAGAUCCUCUGUCAACAUCUGCAAGUAGUGUUGAAUACUCUGAAGGUACUAAUCAGGCUCAGGAUCAGUCGGUGUUGAAGCUGAAUAUGAAGGAGGAAGAUGAAGAAAGUGCUCCUGAAACAUCGCAUGUUGCUUUUUCUGCAAUAGGUGCUGAGUUGGAAACAUCUGGUGAUAGCACAAGAUACAGAGAUGUACUUGAAGCUGUUACUCCUAGUGGUGAAGCCAUCGAGCCUAUUUAUGCUGGAGAAGAAUGCAUUCUAGAGCCAGGGACUACAUAUGAAGAUCGAGAGCCUGUGUAUGAAGGUGAGGUAGUUCUUGCUGAACAAGUGGAUAAAAACCGUAAAGAUGCUAGUGAUGUGACUUAUAAGACUGAAAUCAGUCCACAACAAGGUGAACUGAUAAAAGAUUUCCUAAAGGCAAAUGCUAGUCAACUAACUGUAUAUGGCCUGAUCUGUUUGCGAGAGGAACUAAAAGAACGAGAGCUGUGUGUAUUCUUUCGUAACAAUCACUUCAACACCAUGUUUAAGCUUGGUGGUCAGCUAUAUCUCUUGGCAACAGACCAAGGUUAUAUAAACCAGCCUGAUCUGGUAUGGGAGAAGCUGGAUGAGGUGAACGGGAAUACAGUGUUCAUGACUGGGAGUUUUAAGGAAUUUAAGGCGGAAGAAGAUCAUGUAAUUAGCACCUGGAAUGAACUAAACGCCCGGGCCAGUACUGCAGAUUAUCUUGCUAGUAUUGAUGAUCCAGUACCAGAUGAGUACUUACCAGAUGAGUACUGUUACAAUUCGGAUAUGGAAUUGGCGAGGGCUCUUCAGGAACAGGAAUUUGAGCAGCAGCCUCAACAUAAUCCACAGAAGCAAACUGUUUCCGGUGGUUCAGAGCUGAUUACAGGUCCCCAGGUAGGCAGUUCGGAUAUGGAAUUGGCGAGGGCUCUUCAGGAACAGGAAUUUGAGCAGCAGCCUCAACAUAAUCCACAGAAGCAAACUGUUUCCGGUGGUUCAGAGCUGAUUACAGGUCCCCAGUCCUCAGGGAGUAGCGACAAGUACUUGCCUCAACCUACCAAGCCAGUUACAAAAUCAUCGAAGGAUAAGUGUGAUCUAAUGUGAAAACCGUGGGGAAAUAGAUAUCCGGUGUGUAGAUGAUACUGUUAUGCUCUUUUGACAGAUUCCAUCCCAUUUCAAUCUUUAGACUGUAACUGUCAAACGUUGCGAUUUCAGGUGUAAAACAAAGUAAAUAUUGUUCUCAAAUAUUAGACUUUAUAUACAAAUACCGUCUGCCUCAAGAUACAGAGCUGGCAGACGUGUAAUCCAAAAUUU
Molecule: messenger RNA, 2579 nt
Organism: Daucus carota subsp. sativus
Lineage: Eukaryota; Viridiplantae; Streptophyta; Magnoliopsida; Apiales; Apiaceae
Exons: 12
Coding region: 138-2369 (743 amino acids)
Biological process (GO): protein K48-linked deubiquitination
Cellular component (GO): cytosol; cell periphery
Molecular function (GO): K48-linked deubiquitinase activity; cysteine-type carboxypeptidase activity; cysteine-type deubiquitinase activity
Source: RefSeq, a predicted model, not a curated record